Limulus polyphemus (Atlantic horseshoe crab) is the source of this 5000-nucleotide messenger RNA. RefSeq names its product sodium channel protein 60E-like. Gene Ontology annotation, molecular function: voltage-gated sodium channel activity. Bases 158 to 4480 code for a protein of 1440 amino acids. Gene Ontology annotation, cellular component: voltage-gated sodium channel complex; plasma membrane. The transcript is spliced from 22 exons. NCBI's taxonomy places the organism in Eukaryota, Metazoa, Arthropoda, Merostomata, Xiphosura, Limulidae. The record is from RefSeq and is a predicted model, not a curated record. Gene Ontology annotation, biological process: membrane depolarization during action potential; sodium ion transmembrane transport; neuronal action potential.
UUAUUUAAAGGUAUUUUGUGUGAUAAGCAGAAGAUGGUCCCAAUACUACUUGCACAGAUUUUCUUCAACCAAGGCAUUCUUUAUCCUGAGCCCUUGGAGUCCAGUUCGGUGUUUUGCUGUCCGAGUCGCAACACACAGUUUCUUCGACUACUUUGUCAUGAUAACAAUUUUGGUUAAUUGCGUUUUCCUGGCAAUGACUAAUCCAAUAGAAGAAACAGAAUUUGUUUUUCUGGCUAUCUACACCAUGGAAAUGAUCGUUAAAUCUGUAGCAAGAGGAUUUAUACUUUCACAGUAUACAUACUUACGUAAUCCUUGGAAUUGGUUGGAUUUCAUUGUUGUCUUGGCAGGGUAUAUCACCUUGGGUGUGCAGGCGUUUGGAAUGGUGGAAAUAGGAAGUUUGGCUGGAUUGCGAACUUUUAGGGUCCUUAGAGCCUUAAAAACCAUGUCAGUAAUGCCAGGUGUGUGGUCUUGUCCUGCUCCAUUCUUAUGUCGAGACGAUGUGGGAGAAAAUCCAAAUUAUGGUUACACCAAUUUUGACACGUUUGGCUGGUCAGUUCUAACAACACUGCAGCUAAUCACUGUGGACUAUUGGGAAGAUGUUUAUAAUAAGCUCAUUGCUGCCACUGGUCCAGCUAGUGUACUGUUCUUUACAGUAGUCAUCUUUUUUGGGUCUUUCUACCUAGUCAACUUAACUCUGGCUGUUGUGGCUAUUGCUUAUGAAGCUGAAGCUGCCAGUACAAAAACAAUAACUCAGGUCAAGGAAUCAGAAUGCAAGAAAAUGCUUUCUCCACUUGCAUCUUUGCUCUCGAGAUUCAGAUCUAAGUCUAACUCUCUGGAGGAACCACAGCAACUGAUUGUAACUAAUACUGAGCAUGAUUUAACAUCAUCUCUUAGUCUCGGUAUGCAUGAGGAUUCUGAUUCUAACCAAGAGCCAUUAUACUCUACCUCUGAUGGGGCUUCGUCUUUAAUCCCAUCAGGGCCUUGGAGUCCAGGCAACUUUUCACUUUCCAGUGAAACUGUGGGUGAGUCGCAUCCAUUUGGUGUUGCACCUGACUUGGUGAUGAGUGUGGGGGAGCAUCUUCCUAGCAGACGUACUCACUUUCAAAGAUGGAAACUCAGGCGACAGUUACAUGUGGAUGAUUCUAGUAUAUCGGGGCUUGAGGAUAAUAGUAAUAUAAGGACACAACCUAGACAAGCAUGGAAUGACAUUCAGGCAAAGAAUAGGUGCUUUGAUACAGCAUAUGUCUCUUUGAAAAUGGUUCGGAAGUAUCUCCAGCUCGUUGUUGAACAUCCUUUGUUUGAGUUGAGUAUUACUUGUUGUAUCGUACUCAACACAGCUUUGCUUGCUUCUGAGCACCAUGGAAUGCCCUCUAGUAUGGCAUACACUCUCAGCCUUGGAAACUUGGUCUUUACUGUAGUUUUUGCCAUAGAGGCUCUCAUCAAACUAGUUGCCCUUGGAGUAAAGUUCUUCUCUUGUAAGUGGAACAUAUUUGACCUGAUAAUUGUUGCAGUGAGCCUUGCAGACUUAGCCCUCGAAACUGUUAGUGGUUUGUCAGUUCUCCGCAUGUUUCGUUUGCUUAGAGUUUUGAAACUGGCUCGUUCCUGGCCAACGAUGCGGCUGCUUCUGAAAAUUGUAAUCAAGACUCUUGGAGCUGUUGGUCACAUGACCAUUGUGCUGGCAUUAGUCAUCUAUAUUUUUGCUGUCCUUGGAAUGCAGCUCUUCUCAGAUAUUUACACUGCAGAAAGAUUUGCUCCUCAUCCUAUCCCAAGGUGGAACUUUACAGAUUUUGUUCAUUCUCUCCUGAUGGUGUUCAGAGUUCUCUGUGGGGAGUGGGUUGAGUGUCUUUGGGACUGUAUGAAGGCGUCCAGUUAUAAACGAGAACUGUGUAUUACAUUCUUUGUAUCCACUCUCCUAGUGGGUAACUUUCUUGUACUAAAUCUUUUUCUUGCUUUGCUGUUGAACUCCUUUAACAGUGAGGGUCUGAGAGAGGGGGAGGGACAAACCAGUUCAACUAUAAUUUCAACACUGACAAAAAAAAUAAAUGGACUUUUGACCUAUUGUUCUUGCAAACGAGAAGCUGAAGGAGUAGUUCCAGAAAUCAGGAUCCAAAGUCCAACCCCCACAAGUUGUAAAUCCAUAGAAGAAUUGGAACAGGGGACAACGAGUCCAGAAGAGGAAUCAUUGUUUGUUCCACCUGCUGUAAGAUCGUCACCUCCACCUCAGGAACAGAGAGAUGAGACAGUAGCUCAGGGAUCAAACCUCAGACAUUGUGAGGGAGAUGUUGUUAAGAGGAUAUUCAUCCACAGAGUAAGGAGAUGCAUACAGCGAGUUGUCGACAACAAGAUAUUUGAAUGGCUGGUGUUUCUAGUUAUUUUUGCCAGCAGUCUCCUGUUGUGUUUUGAAGAUGUCUACUUAGCAGAACGACCAAUGUGGCAGUUAAUUAUAGACAAACUCAACUUGGCUUUUACUGUUUUCUUUGUUAUUGAGAUGCUGCUACAGUGGGGAGCCCAUGGUUUUAUUGUAUAUUUCACCAGCCUCUGGACUAUUCUGGAUUUUUCUAUAGUAUGUGUUUCAGUAUUGAGUUUGUUGUUACAGACCACUGGCACAGGUGGACUGUAUGCGUUAAGAGUUGUUCGUGUAUUACGAGCUCUUAGACCUCUUCGGGCAAUCUCUCGAUGGCAAGGAAUUAAGAUUGUUGUUAAUGCUCUGAUGUCAGCUAUUCCAUCAAUAUUCAAUGUGCUUCUUGUCUGUGUUGCCUUCUGGUUGAUUUUUGGUAUAAUGGGGGUCCAGCUAUUUGGGGGACAUUUUUAUACAUGUGUCAAUCAAAAGGGUCAGAGAUUGUCACCAGACGUCACUGCUAAUAUUUCUCAAUGCUUGGAAUUAAACUACACGUGGGUUAAUGCCCCAAUCAAUUUUGACAACAUUGGUAAUGCAUACCUGGCUCUGUUCCAAGUGGCUACCUUUGAAGGCUGGAUGGAAGUUAUGACGUAUGCUAUGGACACAACUUCAAUAGGUAAUCAGCCCUAUCAUGAGGCCAACAUACCAGCAUGUCUUUACUUUGUCAUCUUCAUUGUGUGUGGUUCUUUCUUUACACUCAACCUUUUUAUAGGAGUCAUCAUUGACAAUUUUAAUCUGCUAAAAAAGAAGUAUGAAACUGGUGUUUUGGAAAUGUUCUUAACAGAGAACCAACGUACUUAUUACACGGCAAUGAAAAAGCUUGGGCGUAAGAAGCCUCAACGAAUCAUUCAGAGACCACAAAGGCAGCUGUUGGCUUAUUGUUACGAUAUUUCUAUGAGCCGUAGGUUUGAGCUGCUUGUGUUUCUUCUAAUUUUACUGAACAUGACAGCUAUGGCUUUCGAGCACUACCAGCAGUCACAUACAAUGACAUUAGUCUUGUGGGGACUUAAUAUCUUAUUUACUGCCACCUUCACUUUAGAAGGAAUUAUAAAAAUUCUCGGCCUUGGAAGACAUUACUUUACCGUAUCAUGGAAUGUGUUUGAUUUUUUUAUUGCACUAACAUCUGUUAUUGGUGUAAUUUUUGAAGAAGCUUUGGAUUCGUUAGGUUUCAGUCCCACCCUUUUGAGAGUCAUCAGGCUCUUUAGGAUUGGUCGUGUAUUACGGCUAAUCAAAGCUGCAGAUGGAAUUCGUAAACUUCUUUUUGCCCUUGUUAUUUCAUUGCCUGCUUUAGUCAACAUUGGUGCUUUGUUAUUACUCAUAAUGUUUAUUUAUGCAAUCAUUGGGAUGUCCCUGUUCAGCCACGUAAAGAAGGGUGGUGCUCUGACGGAGUAUGUGAACUUUGAAACAUUUGCUAAAAGCAUGUUGCUGCUGUUGAGACUUACUACUUCGGCAGGCUGGAACGACGUUCUCCAUGGUUUGAUGGUUGAGCCACCCGACUGUGAUAUGAACUACAAAAACCUUCCAAAUGGGAACUGUGGAUACCCCUUGGUGGCCGUGAUGUACCUGGUGAGUUACAUAAUCAUUAGCUUUAUGAUUGUUAUUAACAUGUACAUUGCUGUCCUGUUGGAGAACUUAAAUCAGGCAACUCAGGAACAAGAAGUAGGAAUUACGGAAGAGGACGUUGAGAUGUUUUACGUUUGCUGGGCACGUUACGACCCUCGGGCUACCCAGUUUAUUCAACUGGAUCAAGUGUUGGACUUUGUUGCAAAUCUGGGUCCUCCAUUGGGUAUUCCUAGACCAAACAGACCAGCAUUGGUUGCUAUGGAUUUGCCCGUUUCUCGGGAAAAUAAGGUCCACUGUCUAGAUGUGCUCCACGCUCUCACCAAGUUAGUGUUGGGACACGUGGAUGACACAGAGGAGUUCCGAAAGUUACAGAGGCAGCUGGAUCAGCACUGGUUCCAGAAGACUUUUCCAACUCGUAGGAAGGUAGAGAUUGUCACCAGCACCUUGGAAAUGAAGAAAAGAGAAAAUGCUGCCCGUGUGAUUCAGAGAGCUUUCAGACAUUCUCGUUUAAAAAAAUAAUCAGUCUGCAUGUAUUCUUCCAAUCAUCAGGAAAGAUUAAACUUAACAUGAUUACAAACACACAGUUAGUUAAGGAAUUGCUUCUGUUGACAAUAGAAAUUUUGUAUUUUUAGCAUCAUUAUCAAAAUGCACAAGAAAUAAAAACAACAAAUUUUGCUUAAUGAGUCAUUUUGCUCAGUCGUGUUGUUCCUUAUUUUAAAGAUGUAUAGUUAUUGAACUGUUGUUAAAAUAUUUUUGAAAGAAACAACACAUCCUCACAAUAGAUAAAGAAGUACAAAAUUUAUGCCUUAUUAUUCAAGUAUUGCCCAAACAUUUUUAACAGCUUGAUGGUAAGUUAUGGUAACCAAGUGCAUGCUCAUCAUGUCAAAGAUUCAUAAAUAUUAAUCACCUGUACAAAAAUGGUUAAGUUUGUAUAAUCAUUAAUAUCUUCAGUUAAAUUGCACAUGUGUAAUAUUUUUGUCAUAAGCCUAUUUUUCUGGUUGUUUUAUUGUAACAACUACCAUUCUUACCAAAUUUUGUU